Acaromyces ingoldii is the source of this 1152-nucleotide messenger RNA. RefSeq names its product NAD(P)-binding protein. The coding region runs from base 132 to 1031 and encodes 299 amino acids. The record is from RefSeq and is a predicted model, not a curated record. The transcript is spliced from 3 exons. NCBI's taxonomy places the organism in Eukaryota, Fungi, Basidiomycota, Exobasidiomycetes, Exobasidiales, Cryptobasidiaceae.
CGCGCAUGCACGCCGGGCGAACAGAAGGGUAUGCAUGGUACGAUGGAUGAUGAUUAGGGUAAGCUGAAUGAACAAAGGGUCCCCCUUCCUUCCUCAAACAAUUGUCACAACUACCAACACAAUUGCGAAUCAUGUCGGCACCAAGCGUCGCCGUCAUUGUGGGCUCUGGCCGCGGCAUUGGCCUCGAGCUCUCGCGGCUGUAUCUGGCCCAGUCGAAGCUCAAUCUCGUCUGCCUUUCGAGGGACGCUGCUGCGGCACGCGACGCCAUCCUCGACUCGGGCAGGCCGGCGCCCCUGCAGGUGCACAGCAACGGGUCGUCCAAGUCGUCGUCGUCCGAGGUUGCCUCCAAGCUCGACGGCAGCAGGCUCACGACCAUCGAGGCGGACGUCAAGAGCGAGGACAGCCUGCGAAAGGCGAGCGAGCAGGUCCGCGAGCAGUUUGGAAAGGACAGCCUGCGCUUCCUCAUCAACGUUGCCGGUGUACUCAGGGUCGAGAAGAAUAUCAGUCAGGUCAAUUACGAGGAGCUUCUCGAGCAGUUCCAGAUCAACACGUUUGCGCCGCUGUUUGCGAUGAAGCACUUCUCGCCCCUCAUUCCCAGGUCCUUUCCCUCGGGUGAAGAAGACUUGUCGCAGGGCCUGAUGCCCGACGGCAUCUGCGUCCUUGCCUCGCUCUCGGCUCGCGUGGGCAGCAUCUCCGAAAAUAAGCGGGGGGGCUGGUACGGCUAUCGGUCCUCCAAAGCGGCGCAAAACCAGAUUACGCGGGUGCUCUCGCAUGAGCUGGUGCUGCGCAAGGCGCCGGCCGUCUGCGUGGGCCUGCACCCCGGCACUGUUCGCACUGACCUCUCUGAACCUUUUACGGGGGGGCCGGGCGGCAAAUCGGGCGGAGAAAAGGAGGACUUUGAGACGAGAAAGGCUAGGGGCGAGUUUGAAGCAAACGAGUCCGCAAACCUCCUGGCAGGCGUCAUCUCCAAUCUCAAAAUGGACGACGGUGGGAAAGUGUGGGACUGGCAGGGCAAGGAGAUUGCUCCGUAAUGGCAAGCAUCGCAAGCCGACCGUCGAUGGCGCCAUUGCUUGUUGCCGUGUGCUGUCAUCUGAAUGGACAAAUGUUUUUCCAGGCCCGCCUAUCUUCGGCUUAUGAGUGCUGAGACCGUAA